GUCAUAGUCGGAGUAGUGGUAGCGAGUGUCGCUCAACAACAAGAUCAAUGGAUGCCAUACAACAACAACUUUAAUUAUCAAUCACAAUUGCCAUACGAUCAACAGCCAAGCGAUUACUCCGGUAACUUUGAUUUUGGUGGUCAAGGACUAUCCGAACAUGGAGAUUUUGGUGGAGAGCACGGUGGUCAUGACCUAAAAUCUUACUCCUACCCUGUCCACCAACACAUAGAAGAAGAGAACCCGGAGCCUAUCAAACACUACAAAGAAGUCGUUGUCCCAAUUCCUAAGAACGUAGAAUUCAAAGUUCAUCAACCAGUUCUGAUUCCAGUGCCUCAUCCCGUCCCAAUCCAAGUUCCAGUUCCCAAAGCAAUCGUCAUUCCCAUCAUCAAAGAAGUAUCAAUCCCCGUAGAGAAAUCUGUACCUUACCCCGUAGAAAAGACGGUCCAUGUUCCCAAAAUCAAGGAAGUGCCCUUCGAAGUGAUCAAGCAUAUCAUUGUUCCCGUGGAAAAACCCGUUCCUUUUAAGGUACCGGUGUAUGAAACCAUUAUACACACAAAGAAGGGAUCUCACAAGAUCUAA
Danaus chrysippus (African queen) is the source of this 579-nucleotide messenger RNA. The record is from the annotation of a GenBank genome assembly. NCBI's taxonomy places the organism in Eukaryota, Metazoa, Arthropoda, Insecta, Lepidoptera, Nymphalidae.